Messenger RNA from Megachile rotundata (alfalfa leafcutting bee), 1290 nucleotides. Its product is annotated as TIP41-like protein. Gene Ontology annotation, cellular component: cytosol. Gene Ontology annotation, biological process: TOR signaling. Lineage: Eukaryota; Metazoa; Arthropoda; Insecta; Hymenoptera; Megachilidae. The record is from RefSeq and is a predicted model, not a curated record.
AAGUGCGCAACUGUGAAGGGCGCAUAACUUUGGGAAGUACUACAAGAUUCGUUCAUGCAAAGCACUGUCGAUAAUGCAGUUUCGGAGAGAAAUGACUAUUGUUAUGGUCGAGCGAAAGUUGUAAUACUCAAAAAAGAGAUAAAAUUUAGAUAGAAAUUAUAUCAAUUAUUCAAAAAUUAGUCUCACAUGUAAAAUGUUUAUUGGAAAUUAGUUCAAACAUUAAAUUUAAUCAGUCAUGACAGCAGUGAAAGUUCAUGGUGAAAUUGAUAUCUUAAGACUUCCAGUAAAUCAAGAGGAACACGUAUUUCCUCCAUGGCUCAUUAAAUAUACUCAGUCACAUAUACUUCAUUCUAAGUGUUCAAAAAGAGAAAAUGGUUGUAAUGAUACAGAUGCGGAUGUUUGUCAAUUUUGCAUGUAUAGUCGUACUUUAGAACUGCCCCACAUGCCAGACAUGGUAUUUCCAAAUAAUGUGUUGACAUUAAAACAUAAGGAUGGUGCUACCUUAGAAUUCAAUGCUUUAGAUGCAUUGAAAACUGUGUCCAAUGGAAAAAUUAAUGUCCAAUUAGCAUGUGCUGAAGCGUGGAAAGAAUCUAGAGCAGAAAGCAGUGAAUACUUAGAAGAGAAGAUAAAACCAUUUGAUUGGACAUUUACAACUACGUACAGUGGAACAAUAUCUAGUUUUGAAAUCCAAGAAACUAGUGAAAGAAUUGAUAUGGAUAAGUUAAGAAGAAGAGAUAAAAUUUUGUUUUAUCAUGAUUUAACAUUGUUUGAAGAUGAACUUCACGAUAAUGGUAUUGCAGUUUGUUCUGUAAAAAUUCGUGUGAUGCCUACUAGUUUUUUCAUUUUAUUAAGAUAUUUUUUGAGAAUUGAUGGUGUAAUGUUGAGAAUAAAUGAUACCCGUAUUUAUCAUGAAUUUGGACAUAAUUACUUAUUGAGGGAAUACACAACACGAGAAGCUAAAGUUGAAGAUAUAAAAGCUCCACCAUCACUUUUUAUAGAACCAAGCGAAAUAGCUCCCCAUUUGCCCUUAACUGGAAGUUAUUAUCAUAAAUUGAUUGUUCUUUCAAAUAAAUCGGAAUCUAUCACAAACGAGAAAAACGUUAAUGCGGCAACAUGUAACAGUAAAGCUGUCUGUACUAACGAUGUUAAAACGGACGGUUCGGUUACUUAAAAUUUACUUGCACGCGUAAAUACAUUAUAAUUUAAAGUAAUUAUUAACAGAGCAUUUACUAUCAAAAUAAAAAUAAAAUUCUUCUAAUUACAAUACAGUACAAUAAUUUGAAAAUUAUU